Zeugodacus cucurbitae (melon fly) is the source of this 3330-nucleotide messenger RNA. Its product is annotated as nuclear exosome regulator NRDE2. Gene Ontology annotation, cellular component: catalytic step 2 spliceosome. Bases 304 to 3231 code for a protein of 975 amino acids. Gene Ontology annotation, molecular function: protein binding. NCBI's taxonomy places the organism in Eukaryota, Metazoa, Arthropoda, Insecta, Diptera, Tephritidae. The record is from RefSeq and is a predicted model, not a curated record. The transcript has 2 exons. Gene Ontology annotation, biological process: negative regulation of RNA catabolic process; regulatory ncRNA-mediated post-transcriptional gene silencing.
AAUUUCAUUUAUUUAGAAAGUAUUACUAUUAAUUAAGCCUAAUCAAUAUGAGAACAUAAAUUAAGUAAAAUAAAUACAACCCUUGUGAGUGUGUUCAAAUUGAUAAUCAAAAGCAAAAGUCAGCUGUCUAGAAAACACGCUUGGCUCCUCUUGGACAUCAGCAGCUAAAAGCGAAACUAGUAAUUCACCGGAUUUUAGUAAACGUAAAGUAAAUCUUUGACAUUUUAUAAUUAAUCGAUUGGGAUUAUAUAUGGAAUAAAAAGAAAGUAUUUGGGAAAUAUAUUCUUAAUAACGCUAACUCCAAUGUCUAUUUUUCCUGCAUAUACGGACGGAGAGGGAGCACUCCAUAAUGACACAGAAUCAGAAAGCAAUCCAACCAAUUCGUCCAGUUGGUUAAAAAACAGUAGUUUUCCUUUGGAAAACGAUCACAUUAAAAGUUUGGAAAAGGUGAAAUUCUCAGAUUCAAGUAGUUCACUGGGCGAAAGUGAGAUCGAAUUUACACAAUCACAAUCAAAAAAACACAAAAAAAGUACGCAUAAGAAAAAGAGUAAGAGAAAAAAACAUGAAACUGAUUGCAAUACUCGGAUAAUGCCUGUACUGGAGUUCAAUGGCACCGAAGGAUAUUAUAUAGAUAAAUCUAAGGUUCAACAAUAUCUAACCGUACGCACUUUACAUAAACCUGCUUGCCCUCGUUAUCGCUCUUCCUCAGUCUAUAUCUUAGGAAAAGGUUGGUCUUACGGAUCAAAAGUGAAAGAUACAAUUCUGAAAUCUAAAAAGCGAUAUUUUCGGAAUAAAUGUCAAAUUAUAAAUGAACCAGUUUGUAAUGCUACACAAAUCGCUUUGGAUGAAAAUGAAUAUUCAUCAAGGUUGGGACAACUGAAUCGAAAAAUAUUGCAACCAAGCUCUGAUCUACAAGUAUGGUUGGAACUAUUAUCUUUACAAGAACAAAACCCCUACAAAUGGCCACGCCUUUUAUUAGCGGAAAAAAAGCUGGAUAUCAUCAAUCGCGCAUUAAUCAAUUUGCCACGAAAUGAGCAGUUGUAUAGAAUUUAUAUUGAUAUUAUAUUCGCCACAUAUCCCUCCUUCGAAGUGACGAAAAUGUUAGAUCGUUUGCUAAUUAAAGAUCCCUAUAAUUACACAUUAUGGACAGCGCAAAUAAUGACAACUCAGGGUUCAAUGGCUCGAUGUAUUGUACCUGAUGUAUUACGUAUUUAUGAACGUUGCAUGCGUAAAAUGCAUCGCUCUCAACGAAUGAACACCUCUAUAGCGACAACUACCUCCAACACAGACGACAUAAUGAUACGAUUAUUCAACAAUUGCGCACUUUUUCUCCGUCAAGCAGGAUUAAAUGAACAAUUCAUUGCAUUAAUAAAACUUGCUCUUGAGUUAAAUAUAACAGCUGAGACUUUUAAGUCGUUUACUCCUCUUGAAUCUGAUCAAAACAGUCUUAUUGAAUUCGAAGAAUUGGUUCUACAAUCUGGACUUCCAAUGAAUGAGAUAUGGCUCCGCAUAGAAAAACUACGGCAAGGAUUUAAUUUUUUGCCAUGUCCAGAAAAAAUUGCAUGCAAUGAUCCACAACGCAUUGUGUUUAAUGAGGAUAUAUGUCACUACAUAUAUCCAAUGGAAUCACGAGAAAAUUCAUUUUACUUAGUAUUAUUGAUUUUAAAAUUGCUAAAAGUGCCGUUUAUUCAAUGUGACGGGUUGGCAGAAAAAUUUAGCGCUCAUUUAGAACUUAUGGGUGAUUCAGAUGCAAUUGAGGAAAUUUUAGCAAUAUGUUUGCAGAGCAAUUUUGCAAUUUCUCAAAAUAAUCAAAGAGAAUUUCAUAGGGCCCUUUGUACUCUAGCGAAGGAAAUGACCGUAAGUCCUACUUUCUUGAGUAACACCAUUGGCCAUGAUAUAUACGUGCGUUGUGUAACAGGCCUUUUACUUGAUUGCGCUGCCGCAUAUACAAAUAUUGAUAAAAGGAAACAUGAGCUAUUAACUGUACUAUGGUGUCGUUUCGAACGAUUGAUGUUGAUUUUUGAUCGGUAUAAUACAAAAACGCACAGUGAAUAUGUUAAAUCUGGACGUAAACGUUUUAAAAACUUACUUAAACAAUCACCAAACCGAAAUGUACUUAUUUACUAUACUGAAUUCGCUAUAUAUGAAUUUGAAUCGUUGAACGAUCUAAAAGAUGUUCAAUCAGUGGAAAAUAUAUUUGAAAACCUCAUUGCAUCUCAUUCCGCAGACGAAACUCAAGCAUCUGAUUUAUGCUAUACCUAUGUAACCUUUGCAGAAAUUCUUAUUGGGUGUGGUAAGGAAGAGAAAGCCUUACAUGUACUAGUAUCGUUUGCCUUUAACAGUCAAAUUCAAAAUAACUCAAAAGUGGGUACUGCUAGAGUACUUGCGGCAUUACAACAGAUCACCGAAAAGUUGGAACGCCAGAUUUCCAUUGAAAAGAGUGUUGAAGUUAUGGUACUUGAGCAAUAUUUGUUGCCCGAUUACACUGUGUCAUUGCUAAAAGUGCGAGUGCUAAUCCAGUGUCUUAUUGGGCAAAAAAUUGAUGCAAUUUCAUAUCUGGAUAAACUGAUGAAUAUUUUCCUAAGUUGCAACGACAGACAUAGUUUCCUGCGAGAACGCAUCACUGAAAUAUAUGUGAGCGCGCUACAAAUGACAUGUCAAAAUUGUAAAGUGCCAAGUGCCUUGAUUCGGGAUAAAAUUAUUAAUGGAAUCACUAAAUAUCCACGGAACUUAUUCCUUCUCCAAAAUUGCGGAAUGUUAAACUCCGAACCUUGGUUUCGAAUACGCAGAGCACUACUACAUCCCAAGCCAACGAUAUUGUCAGUUAUAUUUUUAAUUAUCUUAGCUCGUAAUAGAUAUUUGCAAAUGAGUUAUGAAAACGAAUUUGAUAAGCAAUACAAUGAGUUAAUCAUUCGUAAUCGCAUUCUUCAUAUGUUCAAAACAGUAUCUAAUGACCAUCUAAAUCCAAUGUCAAAAGGAAAUGCAUUGUCAAGGAAUGCAUUAUUUUGGAGAUUAUAUCUUCGUUUCUUAUCAGAUCAGUCUACUGAUUUUGAAACAAGCAAAAAGUGUCUUUUAACUGCUUUGGAUGAAUGUCCCUGGAAUAAGGCUCUAUAUUUGGAUGGAGCAACAUAUGUGCCGCAAGAGUUAUCACAUCUGCAAGAUUUAAUUAUUGAAAAGCAAUUACGGAUUUACGCGCUUCCUGAAGAGCUAGAAAUUUUACGUGAUCAAUGAACAUACAUACAUAUGUAUUCAUAAUAAACUCAAAUGAUUUAAUUAACAAGCCGAAAACGUUUCAUUUAGAUGAUCAACUGAUUAGAGCGUCCACCGAAA